AACAGAGCAUGAAGAAAACUGGUUAGCGGGAACGUAUUGUAUAUCAAGUGGAGUGUUGACCAUGAAAGAUAGUACUUCUAAGAUUCCAGUUACUAAAAGCACAGGCGACACGCGUCCAGAGAAGGAAGAGACAUGGACUCUGCGCAACACAGUAAUUUUUCUUUCAAUGUGCCUGGUUUACUUCGCCCUAUUUGCAGCUUAUUCAGUUUAUGCGCCAUUUUUACCGAGUGAGGCAAAAGAUAGAUGCGUGUCUGAUAUUUAUGUUGGAUUAAUUUUUGGAUCUUACGCUUUUGUAAUUUUCCUGACUUCCCCCCCAUGUGGAGUCCUUGUGCCAAAAUAUGGUGCUCGCACUAUGCUUGUAACAGGUACUUUUAUCGCUGGAACAUCCCUGAUGCUAAUGGGAUUUGGCGAAGUGAUCUUUGAUCCGACAAUGUUCAUAAUAUUUUGCUUUGUGUUACGAAUAACAUCAGCCAUUGGGGCAGCAGCGGCUGAAACUGCUGUCCUUUCUUUAAUGCUGCAGAAGUUUCCAAAUGAUACCGGAACAGUUUCUGGAGCAGUGGAGACAUCUUGUCUCGUUGGAUCUUCCUUUGGUCCAGUUUUUGGAGGGUUUAUGUACACAGUAGGUGGCUUCAAACUUCCUUUCAUUCUCAUGGGUCUAAUUCUAUUUUGUAGCAUUGGAGUUUUAGCUUUUCUGCUUUCAAAAGAAACAGAAUACCGAACAGAAUCAAGCAAAAGCAUAUCCAUGUGCAAAUCUAUGCGGCCAUUAAGGAUUCCAGCUGUUUUUGUAAUGGGCUUUUCCUCUGUUAUCGGUGGUGCGUUAUCUGGUUUCAUACAACCAAUUUUGGCGCCUCACUUGAGAGAGCUGGGUCAAAAUGCUACACAGAUUGGUCUUGUAUUCUUCCUAUUUGCCGGUACUAACGCCGUCUCAGCGCCUUUAAUAGGCUUUAUAGCCGACAAAACAAAAUGCUACCGAUCGCUGCUCCUGUCGGGUUUGAUCGCUUACAGCAUUGGAUACCUAUCAUUAGGACCAGCCCCCUUUUUAUCAUUUCUUCCCGAUGGCGAGAUAUGGCUAGUAUGCGUUGCCAUGGCGUUUUCGGGAUUCGUUGCCUCAUUUUUCUAUGUGCCAUUAUUGCCUGAAAUCAUGAUAGCUGCAAGGGAAAAUGGGAUGCCUGACAAUGAAGAAACAAAUGCAGAGCUUUCAAGUCUUUACACAAGCGUGUAUUACUUAGGAGCUUUUAUCGGUCCAAGCCUCGGAGGUGCUUUUGACGAGCAUUUUGGCUUUCAGUGGGCAAUGACGAUUGCAGGUCUCAUAAGUUUUGCUCAAGCACUCGUUGUGCUUAUAUUUACAUUGGUGGAGAAGGUGUCCCGAGGAAAAUGUUCCAAUCAGACAGAAGAGAAACUCUCUUUGUUAAACUAAAGCACUUUUAGCUACGAAACGUAAUGGCAAAGAUACAAGAAAGAAAACAAAGGAGAACGAGAACAAAGUCUGGAAAGCAAUUUGGAUUCCUGCACUUGGAAUCCUGGACACGGUGUUUCUCUAAGAUUCUCGCUGGUUUUUGUCAAAAUGACACGAAUUGCCAUUUUUCACUGAUCAGAACGCCCUGCUCGUGAGAAAACACACUUAUGCCAGUCCCAUUCCCGGCCAGUCCCUGGCUGCUUUCCCUCUUGAAACAGAGGAGACUUGAAAUGGAUG
Pocillopora damicornis (cauliflower coral) is the source of this 1693-nucleotide messenger RNA. RefSeq names its product MFS-type transporter SLC18B1. Gene Ontology annotation, molecular function: transmembrane transporter activity. Gene Ontology annotation, biological process: transmembrane transport. NCBI's taxonomy places the organism in Eukaryota, Metazoa, Cnidaria, Anthozoa, Scleractinia, Pocilloporidae. The record is from RefSeq and is a predicted model, not a curated record.